AAAUCCCUAGAUCUAAAAUGGCCUCCAAUGCUCCUAGUACCGGACAAAACGAGAUGAGGAUUGAUCUUAUUCGCUCUUUCAGCUCAAUACAUUGCGUGAUGGAGCUCGAAGAUAACUACGAGCAUUUUGAUCUCCCCAAGGCCUUAGAGUAUAGGUUUCGGCUACCCCUCCACCCCUUUAAUCACCAGGCUUCUGAGGCUUUAGGAUUUGAUAAAUUGAGUUGGUGGAAAGCAAACUUUGGGAAGUAUCCUAUACUAGCAAAAGUAUCAAGAGAUGUUUUGGGCAUACCGGUCUCGACCGUAGCAUCCAAGUCCGUUUUUAGCACCGGGGGACGUGUAAUUCAUUGUUAUAGAAGCCGAAUGACAACGGAUAUGGUGGAGGCAUUAAUAUGCGUACAAGAUUGGAUUAAAGUGGAACAAGGAGUUACACAAGUUGUAACUAGAAAGGAUGAUGUUCUUGAUGUGUCUAAGAUAGUGGAUGAUGAUGACUCGGAGAUUGCCGAGACCUUUGUAAGAGCACCAUUAUGUGACAUCAUAAAGGUCUACUAUUCGGAUGAUGAGAUUUGA
Messenger RNA from Asparagus officinalis (garden asparagus), 566 nucleotides. RefSeq lists its product as uncharacterized. The transcript is spliced from 3 exons. The record is from RefSeq and is a predicted model, not a curated record. Gene Ontology annotation, molecular function: protein dimerization activity. The coding region runs from base 18 to 566 and encodes 182 amino acids. NCBI's taxonomy places the organism in Eukaryota, Viridiplantae, Streptophyta, Magnoliopsida, Asparagales, Asparagaceae.